AUGGCGGCCCCGGCCGCCGCAGCCAACACCAAGCGCAUGGACACAUGGGGCGGGUCGCUGUCGCUCGGCCCGGCCAAGGCCAACAUCAAGCACUCCGUGACGACGAUAAUCCCGGGCCCGGCGCCGAACCCGCAGACGGGCGAGCUGUUCCUGUGGCCGGGCAUGAGCAACGGCACCGGCGACCUCGUCCAGACCACCAUCGAGUCGUGGUCCGAUGGCAACUGGUGCGGCGGCACCGACGACGAGUGGUGCGUCCGCGCUAGCUUGUUCGGUGGCUUUGGCCAGAAAGACGGCCCUGCUGCGUCCGUGUCCAAGGACAUGAAGGUCAAGAUCGAGUAUACGCUGGAGAGCGACGGCGAGACUUGGACCCAGAUGGUCACGGACGCCGACACGGGCAAGCAGCUCUCGACCUUCUCCUACGCCUCCGGCCCGUACAUGACUGGCUGGGGCACCGGCACCGAGUGCGACGACGGCUGCAGCGGCACCAUCGCCGAGCAGAAAUACAUCAACACGAAGAUCACGCUCGACGCCCCGGACAAGACCUUCAUCGACACGCUGUCCACGGCCGGCGGCGCCACGUACGAGGGCCUGAAGAUGAGCGACGAUGGCACCGUGCUGACCAUCGAUACCAUUACCAUUCCUGCUAUGGAGUAG
This is a messenger RNA of Aplosporella prunicola CBS 121167, 654 nucleotides long. RefSeq lists its product as uncharacterized. NCBI's taxonomy places the organism in Eukaryota, Fungi, Ascomycota, Dothideomycetes, Botryosphaeriales, Aplosporellaceae. The transcript is spliced from 3 exons. Bases 1 to 654 code for a protein of 217 amino acids. The record is from RefSeq and is a predicted model, not a curated record.